This is a messenger RNA of Cheilinus undulatus (humphead wrasse), 2087 nucleotides long. RefSeq names its product AFG1 like ATPase a (gene afg1la). Gene Ontology annotation, molecular function: ATP binding; ATP hydrolysis activity. The coding region runs from base 7 to 1422 and encodes 471 amino acids. Lineage: Eukaryota; Metazoa; Chordata; Actinopteri; Labriformes; Labridae. The transcript has 13 exons. Gene Ontology annotation, cellular component: cytoplasm; mitochondrion. The record is from RefSeq and is a predicted model, not a curated record.
ACCAAGAUGGCGGUGCGCAUACCGCUGUCAGUAACGAUGUCACCCUCAACUUCUGUAGGGUGUAGGCUUCUUUUCAAAGAGCAAUAUUCAUCUAUAAACCUUUUUAAUCCAUUCACAAAGAUCUGCAGACGAGGUUACUCGGUGAAAGCCCAGCAGGAGGCGGAGGAGAGCAUCGUCAGCGCCGCCGGGUUCAGCGGGCCUCUGGAUCACUACACCGGGAUGAUCAGGGACGGGACCCUGCGGGAGGAUGAGCAUCAGAAAGCGGUGCUGCAGACACUGGACCAGCUCCACAAAAAACUCAGAGGAUACAGCAACACACCCACGUCUAUCUUCUCCAAGUUUUUUACAAAACCAAAGCCUCCAAAAGGUUACUACAUCUACGGAGACGUUGGCACAGGAAAAACCAUGGUGAUGGACAUGUUUUACUCAUAUGUUGAGACUGAAAGGAAGAAGAGGGUUCAUUUUCAUGGCUUUAUGCUGGACGUCCAUAAAAGAAUACAUCGGCUGAAACAGAGUAUGCCAAAGAGGAAAGCAGGAAAAAUGGCCAAGUCUUAUGACCCUAUCGCUCCAGUAGCAGAAGAGAUCAGUGAGGAGGCCUGUCUGUUGUGCUUUGAUGAGUUUCAGGUCACUGAUAUCGCUGAUGCCAUGAUUCUAAAGCAGCUUUUUGAGAAUCUGUUCCUGAAUGGUGUCGUUGUUGUGGCCACUUCUAAUCGUCCGCCUGAAGAUUUAUAUAAAAAUGGUUUGCAGCGGGUGAACUUUGUCCCUUUUAUUGCUGUAUUGCAGAAAUAUUGCCAAACUCUCCGCCUUGAUUCUGGGAUAGAUUACCGUAAAAGGAACAGACCUUCUGCUGGAAAACUUUACUUUCUCUCCAGUGAGCCUGAUGUAGAAGCGGCACUAGACAAGAUGUUUGAUGAGCUCGCUUUCAAGCAAAAUGACAUAACGCGACCACGAGUCCUGAAUGUUCACAACAGGAAAGUGCGUCUGAACAAAGCCUGUGGGACCAUCGCAGACUGUACGUUUGAGGAGCUGUGUGAUCGACCUUUAGGGGCCAGUGAUUACCUGGAGAUGUCUCGGCUGUUUGACACCAUCUUUAUUCGCCACAUUCCUCUGCUCACACUGAACAAGAAAACUCAAGCCAGGCGGCUCAUCACGCUCGUGGACGCUCUCUAUGACCACAAGGUUCGGGUGGUGAUUCUGGCUGAUUAUCCACUGGAGGAUAUUUUUGUACACGAUGGGGAUCACAGUCAUGAUGAGAGCCACAUCCUGAUGGACGAUCUGGGGCUAAAAAGGGAAGAAGCCAGUGGUCUGUCGAUCUUCAGCGGAGAAGAAGAACGGUUUGCCUUUCAGAGGACAGUGUCUCGACUCACAGAGAUGCAGACUGAGGAGUACUGGCUUGAAGGAGACAGAAGUACAAAAUCCUAGGUGUAACAUUUUCUUACAAAACCUCCAUAAACUGUUCUCCUCCCUGCCAAAAUCACAGACAGAACACUACUCCAGUAAGGGGACUUAUCAGCUGUACAUUUGCAAAUACUGUACGAAAAUAUUUAUUGAAAUCUUAAAGCCUUUUAUGACUUUACUGUGACAUUGCACUUUAUGGAUCAUUUUUAAGGUGUCAUAUUGCUUUUAAUCAUAUAGUGGUCCAACUAUAUUUGCUUUUAUAAAUCUGUGGAAAAGAGACGCACAACUUUUGGAAAUGAACUUGUUUGAAGAUUUUACAUUUUAAUCUUUGAGCUGUAUACCGUUAAUGAAUUAUACAAAAUGGAUCUCAGUGAGCUGUAGAUGAUUCUUAAAUAUGCUUAAAGAAGAAAUGGGAUACUUUGAUUCACAAAGUUGAAGCAGUAUUUUUUUUAAUUCACGAUGGACUGUAGCUAUUCUCAUCGUACAAUAACAUUUUUACAAUUUAUCACCUUUUAUAUCUGUUGGACAGAAGGGAAACAAAACAUGUACCACAACACUUCCAGGGGACGACACAUCCUCACGUUGUAUCUGCCUACUCAGUAAAAAAAUGCUUGAAGUUUAACUUUGCCUGUACUUUUUAAAUCAAUGUUUAUUUCUUUUUAUGUUUUUUGUCAUGUAGCUUAGUCUUC